This is a messenger RNA of Platichthys flesus (European flounder), 4520 nucleotides long. RefSeq names its product progestin and adipoQ receptor family member 9 (gene paqr9). The coding region runs from base 888 to 2048 and encodes 386 amino acids. Gene Ontology annotation, cellular component: membrane. Gene Ontology annotation, molecular function: signaling receptor activity. NCBI's taxonomy places the organism in Eukaryota, Metazoa, Chordata, Actinopteri, Pleuronectiformes, Pleuronectidae. The transcript has a single exon. The record is from RefSeq and is a predicted model, not a curated record.
UCUGCGCUGCUGGGCGCUCGCCUCACGCAUGCUGAAGACCCCGGUUACGUAAUGCAGUUUUUUUUUAUGAAUGACCCUGCGUUAAGAGACCGGCUCACUCAACGUUUCCCGACGUCCCACCCCCCCACCCGGUGGAUUUGACUCGAUCUCCGCAUCGCCAUGCAGUGCAACGGAAUGGGAAUCGGAUGAGGUGGAAGCCGGAUCCAUCCUUAAGGGAGAAGGGACGACAGGAGGGACCGGAGCCUGAUGCGGGACUCGGGGGCCAGCAUGACCUACAUACCACAGAGCUUAAGAGACCCGUCUCCAGGAACCGAGCUGCUGGUGCGCUGCGCGCCCUUUGCACCACAGUGAGAAGUGACCUUGACUUGCGUGUGACGGACGCAGAACUAUGCACAAGAUAAGUGAAUAUGUAUCAGACCGGACAGACUGAAUCAUCCGUGCGGGACAUGUCAUAAGUAAAAAUAGGUGCCAUGUCCUAAUAUAUGCGGAGACAGAGGCAAUAAGCUUUUCGCGUGUUUUUUUUUUUUUUUUUUUUUUCAUCUUCCGUGUCACUCUUGGGUCAAAGAGGAAACUAUACGGUAAAUCAAUAAUGCAGGUGGCCCGAGGCUUCUGGACACCCGUCUCCAAUUCUAGCAGCUCAGCUCUUUAACCUUUGGCCUACAACUGACGAGGUCGGCACGUGUGCCAGGAGCAAAGGUCCAGAGAAGAGCAGGGCUGACAGGGAGGAAGGUAAAUUCCUCCAGAGACUUCCAAACAUGCUGUGAACUGUGGUCGUCAAUAAAGUCGAGAGCCAAGCAAUAAACACUGAAAUACUUUGCCAGAAACUCAGAAGCUGAUUUUGGAUUUUUUUUCUUCGGGGGCUGUUAACAACACAAACGCUAGCAAUCAUGCUUCUGAACUGUGGUCAGCCAUUACCUCUCCUGAGGCACACCGAUGUGCCGCCUCGGGUCAUCGAGAACUUCAUCCUGACUGGCUACCGCUUCCCAAACUACAGCCUGAGGGAUUGCCUACUCUCAGCAUUCAGGCCGACUAAUGAGACGGGCAACUUCUGGACCCACUUCCUGCCAGUCUUUGUCUUUUCUUACUAUUUUGUGGAUGUUUUUGGCUGGGAAGGCGCACCACCCCCCGAUGCUCCGUUCUUCUAUCCACUGUGGAACUACUUUAUCGGCGUGCUCUGUCUCCUGAUCGCUAGCAGCAUGGCCCACCUGCUCAACUCGAUGUCUCUGGUGGUCAGAGAAGUCUGCUUCUUUGUGGAUUACGGCACAAUCAGUGCAUACACAGUUGGCUCAUCGCUGGCGUACUACUACUACAUACACCCUCGGGCGGGGAUAGUGGAGACGGUAGGCCAUAAUAGUUCCCACAUGGACCUGAGUCACAAACCUGCAGGGACCUUUUUUUCCUCCUAUGUGAUCCCAGAUUUCAGUGUCUUCUUUGACAUCCUCUACAUCCCAUGCGCAUGUGUCGUGGCAAUCUUUUGUGUCUUGUCGUGCUGCAACACUCGCCAUAGGUGGCGAAAGCAUCGAUAUGUCAUCCGGACCUUUGUCUUCCUCCUCCCAUUCCUCGUCUCUUCUACACCGAUCUUCUAUCGCCUCCUCACCCACUCGCCUUAUUCCGCCGCCUCCUCCUCGUUUGCCGCUUCCACUUCCAUGCCCAGCUUAUUCUACCGCCACUGCCUCUGGCUGCUGGUGUCGGCAAUCUUCAACAUUAGCAAGUUCCCGGAGCGGCUGGCCCCGGGUUGCUUUGACAUCUGGGGGCACAGCCACCAGUGGUUCCACUGCUGCACGUUCCUGUCCAUCCUGGACGAGCUGCACAUGAUCAAGACGGAGGUGAGGGCCAUCCUGCUCAGCCCCACUCUGCUGCUGCCCCCUGCCACCCUCUCCCCCCUACCUGGCCCGACCAUAGCCAGCACUUACGGGGUGAUGCUCCUCCUGCAGACCACCAUCAUCUCCAUCAUCGUGUGGUUCUCCUGGUGCGCCAACAGCAUCUACGGACCUGAGAGGGACCAGCUAGCUAAGGAGCAGGUCAAGAAACGCCUGAAAUGCCACUGAUCUCACAGACGUCUUUUAAAUCAUGUCGGAUGAGAGAGAAUAUUUGCACAUGAAUACAGAGCCAUGCUACUAGCAGAUACGCACAAGUCAAACAAUUUCCCCCUCUCUUGAGAAUGUUUUGAGCUGUCAUGACGGGAAACUGGGGACACCGGGAGAUGAGAGGAUUAUAUUCUGAGCCCAUCACAAGGGAGGCUGUCUGGUUGAGUGGAUAUUGAAGGAAGUUACCAGCUCUCUCCCCUGAGCUGUUCCAGCAUGUUCCAACAGGAUGCCUAAUCAGUGGAUAUAAUAACUUCCUCUCAGGGUUGCAUACUCGAGGACAGAGGAAAGGAGGUGGUACCCAGGAGGAGGUCCCACAUAACAUUUGGGUAAUAUUGCGUCAAAUUCGGCACGUGCAUUUCGCGGAAGUUCUCCUUGAGUGUCCUGCUGUCACGUCCUUCCUCCUCUUGCACUUCCCCCCUCCCUCUGACCUAAAAUGGUAUCUUUUUGAAAAUCCUCCGAGCCCAUUGUUUCCCAUUGAAUGAAUAAUUUUGUAAGAGCAUUGUUAAACAGAACCUUCCCUUCCUCCGAUCUACUCACGCAGUCUCACUUCCUCCCCCUUUUCCCCUUGUGACCCUCACAGCAGGAAGUGCGGUCGGACUUGCAGACGUAACAGAAAUAGCCAAGAGCUUGUAUCAGCGGUAGAGUUAAGCACUUUUCAGGGUUCUGCCCUGUCAUUAAGAAGCCAUGCUCAGUUUCUGCCCUUAAGGGAUGCAUUCAACUUGCUCAAGCGUAGGGGGAUGUUGUGCUGACAUGUCCGACCUGCUGUUCAGAUUGAAUGUGAUAUGAAUCUGCUGUUUUCCUAAACAGAAGAAGAAGCCUGUUGACUUCACUGGAGCACAUGUAGGUGAUAUCAAUCAUUGAAAAAUAGUUUGAAGCAGCAGUUCCAGGAUGAAUGCCUUUAUUGUGUACAUGACAUAGGGACUUUUCAUGUCAUGUUACACGUACAGCAGCCUCUCAGAGCAUAAGCCAUACUUUAGAAUAAUGAGAGUUAAAAUAAUGGCAAUAUUGUAGUUGUAUAAUGUCACCAGGAACUUCUCUGGAUAGAGAUUUUUGCGCUCUACAGAUAAACCAGGCUGACGGCUCACUUCGCAGUUUGUACCUCUUGUGUAUCAGCAUCAGUUUAAAAAAGAAAAUAGAAAAUACUGUCCCAGGCACCUCGGGGCUGCAGGCUCACACCCUGCUUGCACCAAGGUUAGAUACCAACACUUGCUGAAACACCCGUGCUGACGUCUGCUUUUCUUUUCCUUCCUCUUUGAUCCUUCAAUUCUGCUGCUUGACCUAAACUGUGCAGGACCAUUAUUUGGGUGGCUAGCUAUAAAUCCAAUUUAUUGAGAUGUUCUCUUUUACUCUCUGUGACUGCUCCAAUUGUCUGAGUCAAUAUUUGUGUUUUAAGUAGAUUUGUGAUUUUAUGAAAGAAGGGCAAAUGUGUCAUGUUUGCCAAGUAGACUAAUUGGUCAGUUGUUUCCCUGAUGAGAAGAAAACAAGAUAUAUUAUGUAUGUAGCGCAGACUUAUGUGAGUUAUGGGCAUUAUGAGGUCCCCAGCAUUCACUGAUUCAUUUACUGUAGUUUGAUAUAACAGUUUGUGCUCACUACCACUUUUUUGGCAUUUUCAUUUCUGCUUUGUCACAUUUAAGCUGUUUUCAGACAUGAACUCCGGAGACAGUCACGUUGUUGUGACUCUGCUUAAAUGGUUUAUUCCGGGACAUUUCCUGACUAUAUUUGGCCCCGACAUUGUAAAGAAUUACUUUUACGUCACACUUUAACUUUAACUGUUGUCGAUAAGUCAUGUUCGUCUAAUUUCAGAAACGUCACGAUUGUUCGUUCUGCUCAUAUCUGCACACCCACUCGUGCUUCGUACACGUACACUUGCACAAGAGACAAUGGUGAGAAGUGGAAGCUGAGUUGUGUGGUAUGCACGAUACUGGAAUGAGAACACAGGGACCAUAUCAAGCGGUUGUAAUAAUCAUGCUGUUAUGAUGCACUUUAAAGAUUCUUCUAUGUCCUCAACAUGUUCCUUUUAAGGGAGUACUGUAUUAUUUCAGAGGUUCACCAGAUAAAGACGCAUCCGGUGUGAACGCGAUGUUUCUACCUCAACACAUUUGUUUUGUCACUGAGAAGAACCAUCAUUGAAACAGACUGUGGCUGCCAGACUUGAACUGUUGUUGCUGAAGAGUGUGAGUGAGAGUAUGUGACUGUUAGACUUACAGACUGUUGUAUCUUUCCAAGGGAAGCACUCAGAUGUGACUGAAGAAAGACACUUACACAUUAUUUACAUGCACUGGAAUUAUGAAUUACUAGAGGUGGAGGUAUACGUACUGUGUCUGUUCAUUCAGAAAAAAAGAGAAAACCCUCCUCUAUUAGCUUAAUAAAUGUAAAUCUCACUAAUAUAUGGAUUAUUAGAGCUCUAUUGAAUAAAUUAUGCAGAGAACUGUU